This is a messenger RNA of Protopterus annectens (West African lungfish), 2853 nucleotides long. RefSeq names its product GDNF family receptor alpha 4 (gene GFRA4). The coding region runs from base 141 to 1433 and encodes 430 amino acids. Gene Ontology annotation, cellular component: signaling receptor complex; external side of plasma membrane. Gene Ontology annotation, molecular function: signaling receptor activity. Gene Ontology annotation, biological process: nervous system development. NCBI's taxonomy places the organism in Eukaryota, Metazoa, Chordata, Ceratodontiformes, Protopteridae. The transcript is spliced from 8 exons. The record is from RefSeq and is a predicted model, not a curated record.
GACAGGAGACAACAGACUUCGCAUCGCUGUUUGGAGCUGAAAGUUUGAUUCUUUGGAAGGACUGGUACUCUGCGACUCUGGAUCUGCAGAACAGUUUUCUUGCAGGACUGAAGGCUGUGAGCUCUCUUGGACAGACCAAAAUGUCACCUCAGUCUCGACUUGGAAUUUAUUUGCUGCUGCAUCUGAUGAAAGGCCUGACUGAAGUUAGUGGAUCUGGGAGUGACUGUCUGCGGGCUGGGGAAUCUUGUACCAAUGAUCCCAAAUGCAGCCCAAAGUUCCGAACUCUUCGACAGUGCAUAGCAGGCAAUGGUGCCAAUAAGCUGGGGCCCGGGGCCAAGACCCAGUGUAACAGUACAGUGAUGGCUCUGUUGUCAAGCCCGUUAUAUGACUGCAAGUGUAAACGUGGCAUGAAGAAGGAGAAGAACUGCCUUAGCAUCUACUGGAGCAUCCACCAGACAUUAAUGCAAGGUAUGAGUCAUUUGGAAAGUUCGCCUUAUGAACCAGUUGAGAGGAGUUUUGAUUAUGUAAGACAGGCGUCCAUGACAGCAGGUUCUGAAGGUGGUGUCACAAGAGUUAACCGUUGCCUGGAUGCUGCAAAAGCCUGCAAUGUGGAUGAAACAUGUCAAAGGUUGCGGACAGAGUAUGUUUCAGCCUGCAUAAGACGUUCUAAUAAAGCUGAUACCUGCAACCGUUCCAAGUGCCACAAAGCGCUACGCAAAUUCUUUGACAGAGUACCACCAGAGUACACACAUGAGCUAUUAUUCUGUCCAUGUGAUGACACAGCUUGCGCAGAACGCAGAAGACAGACUGUUGUUCCAGCAUGUUCUUUUGAACUGCAAGAAAAACCAAGCUGUUUGUCAAUUUUGGAGUCAUGCAAGGAAGAUUAUAUUUGCAGGUCCAGGUGGGCAGAGUUCCAGUAUAACUGCCAACCAUCCUCUCAGUCUGUGACUGGAUGUGUGAAAGAAAGCUAUGCUUCAUGCCUGCUGUCCUACACUGGAAUCAUAGGUAGUCCAAUGAUCCCCAAUUACAUUGAUAACUCCACGUCCAAAGUGGCACCUUGGUGCAGCUGUAGUGCUAGUGGAAAUGAGCAAGAAGAAUGUAAAAACAUUCUCAGCUUCUUCACAAACAACAUCUGCCUCAAAAAUUCAAUUACUGCCUUUGGCAAUGGGACAGACCUCAAUGCAGCACCUAAUCCUUCAACUCUGCCGACAUCACAGACCUCCAAGCAAGUGCAUAGCUCUCACAAUGCAGCAUCUACAGACAAUGACAUCUUUAAUCAGUUACGACCUACAGAGGUUGCAGAUGAAGAAAAUCUGAUCAGAGAUUCAACGUACCUAACAUCAAAUCCCACAGGCUCUGGGUGGAGUGCUCAUGGAUUGGUCACAUUCUGGAGUCGCUGUCUCAUUGGGAUUUUUCUUUGUUUUGUCAUUUAAUAAGCAGCUCCUUUGAAGCAUGGCAGGACCUUUUUUAAAUGUGACAUAAUAGCUUAAAUUCAGCAGAAAUGUGAGCUGCAUUUCAAGGGGAAGCAACACAGGCACUUACAUAUGAACACCUUGAAAAAAUACUUUAUUUUCAAAUUACACACAUUUUUUUCACAAAGGUAGUGUUGUCUGGACUUUAUAAAAUGGACUCAACUGUAUGACUUCACUGCGAGUAUUCAGCAAAACUUUAAGUGAAUAAGCACAACAAAUAACACUUCCAGUUGCAUCAUCUCAACAGCCUGAGAGGAAAAAAACACCUGCAGAACAUCUGCUUAUCAUGUCAGAGUAUGCUGAUUUAACCUGGCCUCCAGCUGCUAUUAAAUAAUUCUUCUGUGCAAUGGCCUUAAAAACAAUUAAAGAUGACCGUUCCAGAGCUCAUAUAAAUGAUGGUGCAUACCAUGCUAUCUGACUUUAUCAGCAAAAAUGACUGAAGAGUUGAUCAGCUAGCUAAAUAUAUAAUGAACCCACGGUGACAGCACACAUUUUGUGAGAUAGUUGGAAUGGUGUAUAAAGGAUGAUGCAGGAAGAAAACAAGUGUUUAAUAAUUUGAAUGAUUUCAAUUCCAUACCCAAGUCCCAUUUAUUAAUGUGUUGGAGAAAAACACAAUUAAACAUAAAAAAAUCAGUUUACAUAUUUUGCUAAAAGUAGGAUCUUCAAAAAAAUGCUGAACAUUGAUAUGUAAGCCGUUUGUUUUUGUAUUUGUGAUCUGCUUGAACUGCCUGCCACACCUGAACCUACACAGAGACUUUGUGUACAGAAGUUUUCAAAUCAGUGCUUUUUAUGAGCUUAGAGUCGCGUACAAUAAAAUGAUCUGACAGUGGCUUUUACAUUCCAAAAUAUUAGGAGAGGGUCAUGCUUCCAAAAUGAAACUGUGCAAAGAGUAGCUACAGUCUCAGAACACUUAAUAAAUACUAAUGAUUAAAAUAAUAUGAUACAUAUAAAAAUCAUAUUUAAUUCACUUUAAAGCAAGUGGCUAACUGUAGUUAGAGUAAUGAAAGUCGAAUGGUCUUUGGCGGCAGGCCCUUUGGCAGCUGUGGUUAAAUCCAUAAAGGCGAAAUUCCCUAGAAAACCUUGCCUUAUACACAAGACCAGGCAAUAUUAAAUAUAUAAGACUAGUUUCCUUUACACAAAGUAAAAAUAUUCAGAGUAUGAUGUCUGCUGUCAGGAGAAAUAUGAAAUAUAAGAUAUUGAAUGUUAACCGAACUGAAAGUGUUCUGUUGUGGCAUCUUGUAUGUAAUGUUUAUAUGACUUUAUUACUUGUAAAACCAUUGUUUAAAAAUUCCUUUAUUCCAUUUCUUUUUUUUUUAAAUAAAGAAAAUCAGUAUAGUGUUUUUUUUCAAGAAACAUGUACAUUUCAUGAUGCGGAUUUUGG